Messenger RNA from Hypanus sabinus (Atlantic stingray), 7175 nucleotides. RefSeq names its product poly(ADP-ribose) glycohydrolase-like. The coding region runs from base 1287 to 2879 and encodes 530 amino acids. Gene Ontology annotation, biological process: nucleotide-sugar metabolic process; regulation of DNA repair; ATP generation from poly-ADP-D-ribose. Gene Ontology annotation, cellular component: cytoplasm; nucleus. Lineage: Eukaryota; Metazoa; Chordata; Chondrichthyes; Myliobatiformes; Dasyatidae. Gene Ontology annotation, molecular function: poly(ADP-ribose) glycohydrolase activity. The transcript has 15 exons. The record is from RefSeq and is a predicted model, not a curated record.
ACACUCCUGCACCCGGUGCCACUUACCUACAUAGGCACAAGUGUCGGAAGCUGCUCGUGUACUUGUGUGUAUAUGGUCACACUCAAUAGUUCCUUGUACACUGUUUUUAUAUUUAUAUUCAUUAUAUUUUUUAUGCCUCACAGAUCCACAGUAACAAUCAUUUUGUUCUCCUUUGCACUUGUGUUCUGAGGAAUGACAGUCCCCUUAGAGCCAGCAGAGGGAAUUAACACCAGAUUGCUAGCACUGUAAAAGUUACUCUAACUGCUAUGCCGUGUCACAAAUAAAGCUUAUCUCCAAAAUCUUUUUUUAAAAAUGGAGACAAAAGAGAUGAAAAUGCAGAUCGCUGUAACUACUGGUGCUUCACGAGGUUGCAUCCUCAACUCCUUGUACGCUCACAACUCCGUGGGCAGAUUCUGCUCUAUCGCAGAUGGUGUCUGCAUCGGGUCACACUACAAAUGACCACGGGUGGUUGGAGUAUGGGAAGGAGACUGAGUGCUUUGUGACAGGUGUCAUGACAACAGCCUUUCCCUGGGUAUCAACGUAAGGAAAGAGCUGGACUUCGGGGAUGCUCCUGUCUACAUCAACCGUGUCGAGGUUAAGAGUUUCAAGAUCCUGGGUCAAGCCACGUUGGAGCCGGUGGUCGAGAUAGCUCACCAACGCCUCUCCUUCCUCAGGAGACGACAGAAAGUCAGCUCGUCCCCGGCUGCACCACAGAUCAUCCCGUCUGGAUGCAUAACAGCUCGGUGCGGCAUCUGCUCUGCAGGUGACCACAAGGAACCACAGAGAAUUGUGGACACAGCUCAGUAUAACACUCAAAGUCCACCGGCAGGCUGGGCUGUAGCGUUAUUCAGCUGCACAACAGUCCUUGGGAAGAAGCAGCUUUUCAGUCUUGUCUAAGAUGUUUCUGUAUCUCCUACGAGAUGCCAGGAGCCUGAACAGACAAUAUUAAUUAUAUUAUUUUAUCACUGUUCACCAGUUAUUAGCCCUAACUACUCUUUCUACUACAACAAAUACCAGCACGCAAAGGAGGUGAAGGGACUCGGUGGGUCAGCCAGUGACCAUGGAGGGAAAUGGACAGUUUCUCCCGAUGUUUUGAGUGUGUUGCUCAGUGGCCUAAACUUUCCACUUCCCCCUGCUCCGGUUUCCUGUGUGUUUUCGCCUCAGGCCGAGUGCCUUCUGUCGCGUCCUCAGACCCCGAGCCCGGUCUAAUCUCGUUCCCCUUCCACUUCCCAGGAGAGCUGCAAACCCAAGGAUGAGUUUUGAGGAAGUGAGCGGCAAGCCGUGAGAUGGAGCGGGAGCAGAUGCAGUGCUUUCCGGCGGGAUCCGAGUCCCGUCUUUCCGCCGACGCCUGCCCUGGCCCAGACGGGGCGGAGGACACUGGAGUUUCUGAGACAGGAUUGCUCAGACCAACAUCAGAUCACACCAUCUGUGUGGAGGUCUCUGGGGUUCGUUUGGGGAAGCUGCUUCCCUUCACUGUUCCCAAUCCGGAAGCAAUUUGGAGCUCAGAAUAUGUGAAGAUGCCGUUUUCGACUUCCAAUUGGCAGACUCAGUCCGUACCUGGACAGCGUUGUGAAGGAAGAGUGGUUCAUCGCUGGGAGGUUAUAAAAGAGGCUUUGGACAGGCCUGACUUCAAAACAGCAAUGGACUUGGUGGGAGCGAUCAGGCAGUAUAACCCAAAGUAUGCCAGCGUCUGGACAUUUAUGGGACUCCAUCACUACCUGAAGCAGAUGCACCACAGUGAACGGCAGUUCCUGCUGGAGAGACUCCUCCCUCGGAUGGCACAGCUCGCUCUGAGGUUGCCAGAGUUGUGCCAGCUGCCCAUUCAGCUGCUGAGGGUGGGAAUGAAACACGCCAUCUCCAUGUCCCAGGAACAGAUUGCCUGCCUGUUGGCCAACGCCUUCUUUUGCACGUUCCCCCAUCGCAAUUCCACACGCCGCCGUUCCGAAUACUCCGACCUCCCAAGCAUCAACUUCAACAGGUUGUUUGAGAUAACCUCACAAAGAACGCUUGAGAAACUGAACACCAUCUUUUGCUACUUCAGAAUGGUUACAGAAAAUAUGCCCAAAGGUCUGGUUACAUUUCAGAGGUGUGGUCUGGAUUCGCCCAUUGAGUGGAAGAGGUCUCGGUGUACAGUGACCCAACUUCAUGCCACCAGUGAAGGCACCAUAGAGGAUAAAGGGAAAGGCAUGUUGCAGGUGGAUUUUGCCUCAGCGAUGGUAGGGGGUGGUGUCCUGGGCCAAGGACUACUCCAAGAGGAGGUCCGGUUCCUCAUUAACCCCGAACUGAUCGUGGCACGGCUCUUCACUGAGCGGCUAGGAGCCUCCGAGUGCCUGGUUAUUACAGGGGCUCAACGAUACAGCGAGUACACAGGCUACAGCGACUCGUACCGGUGGGCGAGGCCCCACCACGACACAACUCCACGGGACUCGUGGCUGCGUCGUCAGACAGAAAUAGUGGCCAUCGAUGCCUUGCACUUCAGCGACCCCAUUGACCAGUACAAGCCUCACUGUCUGAAGAGGGAGCUGACCAAGGCCUACUGUGGGUUUUCAUGUCGUGUGAUACCAGACAUGCAGCGGAAAGCUGUUGCCACGGGCAACUGGGGCUGCGGAGCUUUCAAAGGAGACGUAAAGCUGAAAGCCCUCAUUCAGACCAUGGCGGCUGCCCAGGCUGGGCGGAACAUGAUGUAUUUUACCUUUGGAGACGUUGACUCGAUGACUGCCAUACAGAAAAUGCAUCAAUUUUUGCAAAGCAGGAAUGUCACUGUGGGGCGAAUCUACAACCUUCUGGAGAAAUACUCGCAAACAGCUUUCACAGGAAGUCGACCAGACCUUUACGAUUUCAUUCAGAGCAACGUGGACUGUUUAAGGGGGCGAUACUGACUGCUGAAGGGGAGAGAUGCCAGCCAAAGACUGGGGAACAUAUCUCAGCGAGGACUUCUCCCAAACCAGCUGGACACUGAGAAAACGUUAUGUUGUGCUGAGGAGAGGUGGAGGGAAUGUGAAACGCCUGCACUGCACACAGACCUACUCUUAGAUUAAAAUGUUCGAUUAACUCUUCGCGUGGAGGAUUCUCUGGUGGUUAGAGUGUCUCCACUUAUUACGUACUCUGUGGGGAGAAAAGCCUACCAUGUUCAAAGGUGGCAGUUGUGAGGCAAAGUGAAUGUGGAAAUGGAGAACGGGCUCACAAUAAUCUGCAAUGUCACCUAAAAUGCCAAAUGAUAGAAAUAUGGAACAUAAGUCAGAUUUAAGGUUCUGGACAGGAGAUGUGGCAGCAGGUAGGGAAGGUGAGGAAAAACUCUAAUGCAUUACAAUGUGACAUAGUAUAAAUUACAAUAAGAAAUACAUAUUAAAAAUUUUAAAAAGAGAGGAAAAAGAGCCUAAGACGGUGUGUGUCUUCAGGAUCCUGUACCUCCUCCCUGAUGGUAGCAAUGAGAAGAGGGCAUGUCUUGGGUGGUGAGGGUCCUUAAUGAUGAACAAUGCCUAUUUGAGGGUGAACACAAAGUACGCUGCAGAUGCUGUGGUCAAAUCAAGACAUACAAAAAAGCUGGAUGAACUCAGCAGGUCGGGCAGCAUCCGUUGAAAGAAGCAGUCAACGUUUUGGGUCGAGACCCUUUGCUGUCACAUUUGAGGGUGUCCUGGAUGCUGUGGAGGCCAGUGCCCAUGAUGGAGCUGCCUGCGUUUGCAACCCUCUGCAGCAAUCUUCCGAUUCUGUGCAGUGGCCCCUCUGAUGGUAAUGCGACCAGUUGGAAUGCUCUCUACAGUACAUCUGUAAAAAAUUGCUGGUGUCCUUCGCGACAAGCAAAAAUCUCAAACUGCUUGUGAAUUAUAGCAGCUGAUGUGCCUUAGGUGUAGCUGCAUCAACAUGUUGGCCUGUGGAAGCAAAGGCCACUAAUGUCUCUGAAGAGACGUUGGAUAAGCACUUCCAUCAAAUAAACGAGUAAGGUGCAGGGGAAAGGGAGUGGCAGGACUGCUGGGAGCCGAGCAGGGGAACGGGAGUGGUGGGGCAGCUGGGAGCUGACAUUUAGACACAUUCCUGGUUCUAUGGAUGCAGCAAAUAGUUUCUCUUGCCCACUGUGACGUGACCAACAAAGUUUCCAUCAGCUAAUUCAGUGGGUUGAGAAACCACCAAUUCCACCGGUUGCUCAGAACCCCUGAUGCAGCCCGGAUCAGUUUUAGACGCAGCACCCUGCUCCCACCAAUUGAACUGUCUGCCUGUGUAUGAACGGGUAGGGGAGGAUGGUUGGGGUGUACUGAUGAAACCUUUAAGUGUAAAAAUUGAUGAAACAGUGACUACAUAAUAGAAUUUGAAAUACUUUUGGGCUGUUGUUUCUAGGUUGGUUGUGACCUACUGCAAAAUUAAAUGGCUUGCUUGCCUUCUGAUAACUGUAGCCCAAAGGAGAUGGUUGUGAACAUUGAUUUCUCUUACUGUAACUUCUCCCACCCUCUUUUUCCAUUCCUUUUUGCGGCUCUCCUCUUCUCCUCACUUGUGUAUUGCCUCCUCCUGGUUUCCCUCCUCCUUCCCUUUGUCCUGUGAUCCACUUGUGUCCUAUCAGAUUCUUCCUUCAGCAUGUUAUUUCUUCCACCUAUCACCAUCCAGCUUCUUACUUCAUAAGAACAUAACUAGGAGCAGGAGUCGGCCAUCUGGCCCAUUGACCCUGCUCCGCCAUUCAAACCAUGGCGAAUCUGGCCAUGGUCUCAUCUCCACCUACCUGCCUUUUCUCCAAAACCCUUAAUUCCUCUACUGUGCAAAAAAUCUAUCCAACCUUGUCUUCAAUAUAUUUACUGAGGUAGCUUCCAAAGAAUUCCACAGAUUCACCACCCUCUGGGAAAAGUGGUUCCUCCUCAUCUCUGUCCUAAAUCUACUCCUCUGAAUUUUGAGGCUAUGUCCCCUAGUUCUAGUCUCACCUAGUAGUGGAAACAACUUUCCUGCCUCUAGCUUAUCUAUCCCUUUCAUUGUUUUAUAUGUUUCUAUAAGAUCUCCUCUGAUUCUUCUCAAUUCCAGCGAGUAUAGUCCCAGGCGACUCAAUCUCUCCUCAUAGUCUAACCCCCUCAUCCCUGGAAUCAACCUGGUGAACCUCCUCUGCACAGUCUCCACAGCCAGUAUACCCUUUCUCAAGCAAGACCGGAACUGCACACAAUACUCCAGGUGUGACCUUACCAAAACCCCGUACAGUUGCAGCAUAAACUCUCUGUUAUUCAAUCCCUCCAGCAAUAAAAGCCAACAUUCUUUUUGCCUUGACAUCCUACUGCACCCACAAACCAACCUUUUGAUUCAUGCUCAAGCACUCCUAAGUCCCCAUACACAGCAACAUGCUGCCAUUUUUUACCGUUUAAAUAAUCUGCUCUUUCAUUUUUCCUUCCAGAGUGGAUGACCUCACAUUUACCAACACUGUACUCCAUCUGCCAGACCCAUGCCCACUCACUUAAUCUAACUAUAUCUCUCUGCAGACUCCCCGUAUCUUCUGCACAAUUUGCUUUUCCACACAAUUUAGUCUCUUCAGCAAAACUCAGUCCCCUCUGCCAGAUUGCUAAUGUAUAUAGUGAACAGCUCUGGGCCCAGCACCAAGCCCUGAGACACACCGCUCACCACUGAUUGCCAAUCAGAGUCAUGUAUCCCAACUCUAUACAUCCUUAUCUUACGGACAAGUCUUUUAUGUGGCACCUUAUCAAAUGCUUUCUGGAAAUCCAAGUAAAUAACAUCCAUCUGUUCCCCUCUGUCCACUGUGCUAGUUAUAUCCUCAAAGAACUCCAUCCAGUAAAUUUGUGAAACAGGACCUGCCUUUCCUGAAUGCAUGCUGUGUCUAAUGGAUCCAUGUCUUUCCAGGUGCCUCACUGUUUCUUAUUUAAUGAGUGUCAAGCAUUUUCCCAACUACAGAUGUUAAACUAACUGGCCUAUAGGUACUUGCCUUUUGCCUACAACCUUUUUUGAACAGUGGUGUGACAUUCACCAUCUUCCAAUCUGCCAGGACCUGCCCAGAGUCCAGAGAAUUUUGGUAAGUCAUUACUAAAGCCUCUACUAUAACUUUUGCCAUGUCUUUCAGUAACCUGGGAUGCACGAAUCUAUCUUCAGACCCACAAGUUUGCUCAUCUCCAGCUAUCUUUCCACACACCUAUCACCUGCCAACUUGUAAUCUUUCCCCUCUUCUUCCCCCUUCAUUUCCAGUCCUGGAAAGGUCUCAGAUUGAAAUGUCAGAUGUCCCAGAAAUGACUGAUUUUCUCUAGUACUGUUUUUGGAAAAGGUGGUUUUACUUGGUUAACAAAGCUAAUUUUUUGAAUGGCAGAACUAAUUCUUGCUGUAAUGACAAGUGUUGCUUUAUCCAAUCUCUCUCCUCACACUAACUUCCAACUGAUUCCAAACAUUUUUUCAUAUGCUGCUUCCCAUCAUUUCCUGUCCUUUUCCUUCAAGUAGUGAUUUUAAAUCUGGAUCAUCUUUGAAGUUCUUCAAAGCCUUGGUCCUCUGCGCUUCCUCCAGCUCCACGAAACAAUCUCCUCUAUGCUUCCUGGCUGUGAGUGGGAAGGUGGUGGGAGAGAGGAGAGGGGCUUGUUUUGCUGUUGUGUUGCCUCUGCUGAACACUAUGGGCAGGUUGUGUUGGCGCCAGAAAGUGUAGCGACACUUGUGGGCUGCCUUCAGCACAUCCUGAAGUUUGGUUGGUUGUUAAUGCAAACAACACAUUUCAGCAUGUUUUGAUGCACAUGAUAAAUAAAAGAAGCUGAUUUUGACUUUCAAACGUUCCUACUCCCUUUUCCUCACCCCCAAGGCAUACUUCUGGAAAAGACAUCACACAACUGUGGUGGGUAGGGAAAAGGGAUUAAGUAAGAAGCUGGGAAAUGGUUGGUGGAAGAAGGAAUUGAUACGGGAGGACUGUGGACAACAGUAGAAAGGGAAAGAGGAGGUACUUUUAAAAACAAAACAACAAAGUAUAACGUGAGGAGAACGUCAUUUAUUGAUGAAGCUAUAUCUGAUUGAAAACUUUAUUUGUACCAAAAUAAAUAAAUCAGUUUUUGUACUAAGCAGUUUCAAUAAGUGGUAACUGAGAUAAAACUUCCCCUCCGGCCCCAGCUCCUGUAAUGAAAUCUCUUGCUUUUGGCACAGGCUAAAGUGCACUGCCUUUUCUAAACAGCAACUGUCAAAGUCUUGGGUAAAAUUUGUGCAGCAGCGGAGAGAGUCGCUAAAAU